AUGGAAGAGGAAGGGCGCAUAAGUUACCACGAAUACAAAAGGAGAUUAAAAAAAUUAACUGAGGAAAUAAAAAAAGAGAUGAAAAAAAGUAGUAACAAAAAUAAAAAAAGUGAGACAUUAUUGAAUUUAGAAGAAAAAUUAAAUAAACUGAAUGAGUUAUAUAAUAAAGAAGAUGACAAAAAAAAUGUAGAAGAGAAUUACAAUAAUGAUGAUAAUAAUAAGGAUGACCCUUUUCAUACAAAUACUUUAUAUCAAAUGAAUGUAAUAUCAAAGAAAGCCUUAAGGAAUAGAAAAAAAAUGGAACAUAGAGAAUAUGAAGAAGAGCAAAUUGAAAAAUCAAGAAAUAAAGAAGGGGAGAAAGAAUAUGAAGAAUUAUCUUUGAACCUAAAAAAAUUAAAUAAAACUAUUUAUUCUAUAGCACCUGAUGGAAAUUGCUUAUAUGAAUCCAUAAUACAUCAACUUAAAUAUAGAAUACAUACUUAUCAAUAUACAAUAACAGACUUUCUAAAACUUAUAAAUAAAGAACAAUUUUCUCUAGAUAAUAUUAAUUUAAAAGAUUAUAUAAAUACAAAUUUUUUUAAUUCUAAUAUAUUUAAUAAUAUAAAUCCAAAUGAUUUGAGUAGUGACCUUUUAAGAUUUAUUACUUCAAUAUAUUUAUUACAGAAUAAAGAAUUAUUUAUCAAUUUUAUAUAUGAUUCAAAUGAUUGUGAAGACAACGAUACCUAUUUCAAAUAUUGUGAAGAUAUAAUUAAAGGUGUAUAUGGAAGCGAAAUAGAAAUAAAGGCUUUAUCAAAUAUUCUCAAGAAAAAAAUUACGGUUUAUGAUGUAAAUAUGAACAUAUCAUAUGAAGAAGAUUGUGAAGAGGAAUUAUUCUUAUGCUUUCAUCAUAAAUUAUAUGCCCUAGGGAAGCACUACAACUCAGUCAUUGAUUUACCGUCGUAA
This is a messenger RNA of Plasmodium reichenowi, 942 nucleotides long. RefSeq lists its product as hypothetical. Gene Ontology annotation, biological process: protein deubiquitination. Lineage: Eukaryota; Apicomplexa; Aconoidasida; Haemosporida; Plasmodiidae. Gene Ontology annotation, molecular function: cysteine-type deubiquitinase activity. The record is from RefSeq and is a predicted model, not a curated record. Bases 1 to 942 code for a protein of 313 amino acids. The transcript has 5 exons.